Octopus sinensis (East Asian common octopus) is the source of this 2804-nucleotide messenger RNA. Its product is annotated as serine O-succinyltransferase. Gene Ontology annotation, biological process: L-homoserine metabolic process. Bases 89 to 1483 code for a protein of 464 amino acids. Gene Ontology annotation, molecular function: homoserine O-acetyltransferase activity; L-serine O-acetyltransferase activity. NCBI's taxonomy places the organism in Eukaryota, Metazoa, Mollusca, Cephalopoda, Octopoda, Octopodidae. The transcript is spliced from 11 exons. The record is from RefSeq and is a predicted model, not a curated record.
CACACACAAUUCUCUCCCUUCUGUCUGUCAUAUAUAAACUUUUCCCCCACCAAGAACAUCCGUCCAUUCUUACUUUAAUCCACCAACAAUGACUUCUGUUCAGCUCAGUCUUCGACAGCUGAGACGAUCGUUGUUAAAUAUAUCACAAUGCCAACGACGAUCAAUUCCUUCAACUUUUCUCGCUUCCAAAAGGCAUCUUCCAGUAACAGCUUAUAAGCAAAAAAGUUCGCUAGUUAAAGAAGCAGAGGAAACAAACGGAAACAAUUUUCUUUUUAAAGGAAUGGAGACAGAAUUUCCCUGCGUUUCUCGAACAAAUAUAUCGGGCCCAGAACCUCAAUAUGACUUGGUUCAGUCUGGCUAUGAAGUAUUCACAUAUGACCAACCUUUCUAUAUGAAAUAUGGUGGUCGAAUAUUGCCUCAGUUAGACAUUGCUUAUGAAACCUGGGGAGAACUGAACGAAGACCGAGACAACACUGUAAUGAUAUUCACUGGCCUGUCUGCCAGCUCACAUGCAAGAAGUCACAAGAAAAAUCCAGAGCCUGGUUGGUGGGAAAAAUUCAUCGGACCAGGCCACCCUAUUGACACAGACAAAUAUUUUGUCAUCUGUACAAACAAUAUCGGUGGUUGCUAUGGAUCAAGUGGUCCUAGUUCAUUGAACCCAAGUACUGGAAAGCCUUUUGGUACUACAUUCCCUUUGAUUAGUGUCGAAGACAUGGUUCACUCAUCAUUCUUGUUACUUGAUUACCUUGGAAUUAAAAAGGUACAUGGAUGUCUUGGUUCCUCAUUGGGUGGAAUGAUUUCAUUAAUGUCAGCAGCACUUUAUCCUGACAGAGUUGGAAGAAUGAUCUCAAUAUCCAGCUGCAGCCAAUCACACCCUUCAUCCAUUGCCAUGAGAUACAUUCAGCGAAAAAUCAUCAUGAUGGACCCUAAUUGGAAUAAUGGUCAUUAUUAUGACCAUCAGUAUCCAGCAGUUGGAAUGAAACUUGCUCGAGAGAUAGCUACCAUGACAUACCGCAGUGGACCUGAAUGGAACAAGAGAUUUGGCCGACAAAAGAUAGACCCAACUGAAGAGCCUACUUUGUGUCCAACUUUCAAUAUAGAAAGUUAUCUUGAAUAUCAAGGAGAGAGUUUUAGUAGGAAAUAUGAUCCAAAUUCCUUACUUUACAUAUCUAAGGCAAUGGAUUUAUUUGAUAUCCAAGAUGGUUUUGACACCUUAACUGAAGGUCUUGCCCGAGUUGCUUGUCCAUGCAUGGUUAUUGGAGUAAAGACUGAUAUUUUGUUCCCUGUUUGGCAGCAGAGAAAUCUGGCUGAAAGUUUACAAGAAGCUGGAAAUGAAGCUGUGACUUACUAUGAACUGAGCUCUAUAUUUGGACAUGACACUUUCUUGCUUGAUUUAAAUGGUGUCGGUAGUGCCAUGAAGGGUUUUCUUGAGACUAAUAUGAAAGAAUAUGGAAGAGCCAUGAAAAGAAAAGGAAAAGCUUAAACCAAAAUUCUUGCAAAACCUUUUAUGGUUUGAUACAAAAGAACAAGAGAAUAAAUGGCAUGUUUCUAAACCAGCUGAAUAUGUCUAAAGAUUAUGGUCCAAAUACAAAUGAAAGUUUGGUUUCUAUGAAUAAGUAAGUCAAAAAGGAGAACUUCAAACACUGAUUACCAGGAAGAAAUUCGCCAAUCAAAACUGAAUUGAUUGCAACUUAUUUCUACAGGUUUUUGAGAAAGAAACAUUUGAGUGUUGAAGAGGAAAUCUUUGAGUGCUUUAAUUGUAAAUAACAAUAUAUUUUUGACAAAACUAGUCUCUUUGACUAUAAUAAAAUUAUUUUUCUAAACAAUAACAAAGCAUUUAACAAACAAUAAAAGAUGGAGUAUUUUGUAUGCACUAUAUAUAUAUAUAUAUAUAAUAACAACAACACUAAUUCUAUGAUGGAAUUUAUAAAUAUUUAAUGCAUCGCUGCAAGCGUAGCAAUGUAUUAAAUAUUUAAUAAUUCCAUCCUAGGAUUAUUAUUAUAUUUAUCCUACAUUAUAUCGGUAUAACCAUGAUGUAACCCAAAAAAACUGACUCAUUAAUCUGUUUCAUUAGAUGGUAGCCAGUAUAAUGAAAUAAAAGCUUUAUUUGCAUACCCUUAACAUUACCAUAAACGAAUUUAAUAGAUAUAUAUAUAUGUAAAUAUUCUGUGGGUUAUCAAGGCUACCACUGGUUUCAUGCCAAGACUUCUCAGCAAUUGUGAAUACCUUAUCCAAGAUGGAGAUGAGUACCAACUUCCCAAGUGGCAGACUUGAUAAUUGCUGACAGUUCUCUGCAUGAAACCAGUGGUAGCCUUGUUAACUCACAAAUAAAGAAUAUUUAUCCACCAAUGCACUGCUGAACACUCGUUGUCACUGUUUGAUAUAUAUAUAUAUAUAGUACAUUUACAAAGUUUAUGUUUAAGCCUGCUAGCUUACAACUGUUUGAUGUAAGCUAACAGUCUGACAAAGGUGAGCAGACCAAAACUUCGAAAGUCACUGACAAUCCUCCUUGUAAAAGUAUAUUAUGCAUUCUACAAAGAAUUGAGUAAUUCCUCAGUUUAAUGUCAAAUGUUUUUUUGCUUUUUUUUAUAACACAUUAAACAUACAUAUAUAAAAACUGAGUUCCUCACUAUUACUCAUCAUCUUAUGCAAUCUUUUGCUUCAAAACCAUAUUUUAAAUUAUAUAUGACUAAGCUCUAUACCAUGUAUUGAGCACUAUUUUCUAAAUAUUUGGUGAUAUAUGCACACACAAGUUUUAACAUCAUUUAUUUUUAAAUGGUAUGGUUUUAACCAUAUUCAAUCUA